Molecule: messenger RNA, 438 nt
Organism: Vittaforma corneae ATCC 50505
Lineage: Eukaryota; Fungi; Microsporidia; Nosematidae
Exons: 1
Coding region: 1-438 (145 amino acids)
Source: RefSeq, a predicted model, not a curated record
AUGAGUAAAGAUUUGUCUCUGUCAUUUCUAAACACUGACUCAAGCAUACAAUCAAAACAAAGCGCAAGCACAGACAAUCAGCGCAGCAAUGCAUUUAGAGAGCUAUUUGAUCCUGUAUUUGUGAAUCUAAGAGUGAUGAUCCCCAGAAAGAUAGAGAAAAUAUUCAAAGGUGUAGACAGGAUUGACUUUAUGUACGAUUUUAUAGACUCAAAUUAUAUAGAAAUUGUUGAAAUGCAAAGUGGAAAUACGUUCUUUAGAAUAUUUACUUGUGACUAUGAGCACUUUCCCUUUAAAGAUAAGAACGAACUAACUAAUGAAUUAGAAGCUGUGAAUGGAACAGCUACAAAUAGAAUGGGGAUAGUGUUUGUUUUCGGAGGGAAAAGUUCAGAAACGCAUGCAAAAUGGAGCAAAACAGGAAAUACAAGGAAUCAAUCAUAA